AAUAAAUUAUAUAAUUGUUGAUUUUUCUGUCUUCUAGUGGAGAUCAAUUCCAGACAUCAAUGACUGAGUUUACAGUUCGAAAUUUUCCUCCACGCCAUCCAGAACGAGUGAAACGAAUCUUAUGUUUAGUAGAGACUACAAUACCUGAGUGUGAUCCACAGACUUGUAGUGUCUGCACCCUCCGACCACUUGUUGAUGUGUUCGCUCUAAUCCAAACAACAUUCAACAAUUCUAUGUCGAGUAUAAAAAUGACGUCAGAGACUCCUUGCCCGCCACACUAUUGGAUGAAGUCCGUUCGAGUGGCAAUCAAGAUGUGCAAGUUCGUAUUACAAAUAAAUUGCGAGGAAAGCAUUUUGUUCCCCUCAACAGUUGUGUGCAUGAAGCGACUCUCCUUCGUUUAGUGACAAAGAAUUUCCAAAAUUCCUGACGUAGAUGUAAGAUUUAAGAGAAAUUCAACGCCAACAUUCCUCAUAGAAGUCUGAAGUAAAGUGUCACACAAGACGUUCAUGUUUUGAUAUACAAUUCGACUGAAUAAAUCUAAAUCUCUAACCAAA
Molecule: messenger RNA, 554 nt
Organism: Episyrphus balteatus (marmalade hoverfly)
Lineage: Eukaryota; Metazoa; Arthropoda; Insecta; Diptera; Syrphidae
Product: dnaJ homolog subfamily C member 13-like
Exons: 2
Coding region: 60-401 (113 amino acids)
Source: RefSeq, a predicted model, not a curated record